This is a messenger RNA of Debaryomyces fabryi, 2427 nucleotides long. It is a transcript of the gene VPS70, whose product is annotated as putative zinc metalloprotease. The record is from RefSeq and is a predicted model, not a curated record. NCBI's taxonomy places the organism in Eukaryota, Fungi, Ascomycota, Pichiomycetes, Serinales, Debaryomycetaceae. Gene Ontology annotation, molecular function: carboxypeptidase activity. The coding region runs from base 1 to 2427 and encodes 808 amino acids. The transcript has a single exon.
AUGAGUGAAAAACAACUGUUUGAACCUUACAGAGAUCCUGUUGAAAUAAGAUCUAAGAUCAAGGAGAGGAAAAGCAAGUGGAACUUCCGGAACCUUUUCCUUCUUGCGACUGUUGUGUUUGCAGGCUUUAUUUGCACUAACAGGAUCAUUCCGCUUGCUCCAGUGGUAAUUGAAAAAGGAGAUCAUUCAAAGGUAUUUUUGAAGGCAUUGGAGACGAAUUUGGCUGGUAAUUGGUCUAGAAAGUACACUUCUGAAGCCCAUUUGCCUGGUACUAAUUACGGGUUUGUUGAAUGGACCAAGAAUAAGUUCGAGGAAUAUGGAUUUAAAACCUGCAUUGAUUCAUACGAUGUUUAUGUCAGUUAUCCAUUUCAACAUGAUUUGAAGCUUUUGGAUGCUAAGGGCAAACACACGUUGUAUGUGGCUCCAUUGAAGGAGGAUGAGCUCAAAGAUGAUAAAACCUCUACGGGGGAGGACUUGGUUCCUACUUUCUUAUCUUACGCAGCCAAUGGCAAUGUUACAGCACAGUAUGUUUAUGUAAACUAUGGUACUAGGGAAGAUUUUGCUACACUUGAUUCGUUAGGGGUUAGUGUGAAAGGAAAGAUUGUUAUCGCGAGAUAUGGCCAUGUCAUGCGUGGUUUGAAAGUUAAAUUCGCCCAGGAGAAUGGUGCUGUUGGUGUUUUAUUAUACAGCGACCCUGGAAAUGACUAUGGUAUUACUCCUGCUAAUGGUUAUAAGCAAUACCCACAUGGCCCAGCCAGACAUGAGAGUGCUGUUGAGAGAGGAAGUGUUCAAUUUUUAGGCGGUGUUGGAGCAGCUCCUGGAGAUCCAACCACUCCAGGUUAUGCAUCCAAACCAGGAGUUGAGCGUAAGGACCCACAUAAUAGUAUUGGUAAGAUUCCAGCAUUACCAAUCUCUUAUCGUGAAGUUAGUCCGAUCUUGGAAAAACUAAAUGGAUAUGGCAGUAAUAUCUCAGAUGAAAAAUGGAGAGGUGAACUUGAAGGAUUUGAUUAUUCCACUGGUCCUAACCCAGAAGUGAAGUUGAAUUUGUACAAUAACCAGAUCUACAACAUUAGCCAGUUACACAACGUCUAUGGGGAAAUCGAAGGAGAAAAUAAAGAUGAAGUAAUUAUCAUUGGUAAUCAUCGUGAUGCAUGGAUAAAAGGUGGUGCAGGCGAUCCUAAUUCAGGUUCUGCAGCUCUUUUAGAGAUUGCUAGAGGCUUAGGAGAGUUGAAGAAAUCUGGAUACAAAUUCAAGAGAACUAUCAUCUUGCAGAGUUAUGAUGGUGAAGAGUACGGUUUAUUGGGCUCAACAGAAUUCGGAGAAUUCGCAGCAAAGGAUUUAAAGCGCAAAGUUGUAGCUUAUUUGAAUGUUGAUGUCGCAGUUGUUGGUCGUCAAUUAAAGUUGGGAGCAUCUCCAGUUUUAAAUAAUAUCUUGCGGAAAGUUGCAAAGACUUUGGACUAUCCCGGCGAAGAACCAAAAUCAUUAUACGAUCAUUUUGUACAGAAAUCUGGAGAUAAGAUUCGCAAUCUUGGAUCUGGUUCUGAUUAUACUGUCUUUUUGGAACAUUUGGGGAUCCCAUCUGUUGAUAUGUCUUUUACUCAAAGUAAAGGUGACCCAAUUUAUCAAUACCAUUCAAAUUAUGAUUCGUACCAUUGGAUGGAAAAGUAUGGUGAUAAAGGAUUUGUUUUCCAUAAUUUGUUGGCUAAGUACUUAGGUUUAGUCGCAUUAGAAUUGAACGAGAGACAACUAAUUGACUUUAAGUUGGAUGACUAUUCAAAAGAUUUGUUGAAGUACUAUAACGAGACAAUAGAUCUUAUCCCUAAAAAAUGGCUCCACAAACAUUUAACCAAUAAUAGUAAUUGGGAUGAAUAUCUUACAUAUGAUUUUCAAAACGAGAGAUCGAUUAUCGAGGACUCAAAUGGCUACUAUUCACACCAAUCUUUAUACCCAUUCCCAGAAUUUUUAAAUCCAACCCAAUGCAAGCAUAGCAAGAUACAUGUUAUGUAUGAUUUGAAACACCAUAAGAACGCUACUUUAAAAGAGUUUGUCAAGAGAACUUACGAAGAUUUAUUGACGUUAGAGAAUAAAACAACUGUUUUCGAUGCAGAAACAGAGACUCUUCAAAUCAAGUAUGAUAAGAGAGAUUCGUUGCAUUGGUGGCAACGUAUCAAAUUACAUUUCCAAAUUAAGAAGCACAAUAAGCUUCUUCAAUAUUUUGAAAGAAACUUUUUGUAUCAUAAAGGUUUAGAUGAAAGAUCUUGGUUUAGACAUAUCGUAUUUGCAAGUGGCAGGUAUACUGGUUAUGCUGGUCAAACUUUACCUGGAUUGAAAGAAGCCAUUGAAGAUGGUGAUGUUGAUCGUCUAGUUAAAUGGCUAGGAAUUGUUUCUAAAUCCAUAAGAAGAGUUUCUACACAACUCUCUUUAUAG